ACAGCAUAGGGAAGAAGAGUCAGGCGCCUGGUUAGGGCAGUUCCUCUUCCUCGGCAGCUGCUAAUAUGACAUCUACAGGAUAGGAAGCAGAAACAACCGUGCAGAAGUCACUCAUCUCCUGUGUGUGUGUUUGGAAAGGAGACCAACAUUCUGCAACGUGUGGCACCUGGCAGAUGCCAUGACCUUUUUUGUUACAUUCCUGCUGUAUCUUGGACUGAGUGGGGACGUCAGGAUCCUAGUGCUGGCAGGGGCUCUUCCUAAACCCACAUUGAGGACAGAGCCAAGUAACUUGGUAGCCACUGGGGGUCAUGUGACAUUCUUCUGUGAGAGCCCCUUAGAGGCCAAGGAAUAUCAUCUCUACAAAGAAGGAAGUCACGAAUACCUGAUGCCAAUGACCAUUCUAGAAGCUGAGAACAAGGCCACAUUCUCUAUCUCAUUGGUUCAAUGGAACAAUGCAGGACAAUAUUGGUGUCAAUAUAAAAGCUCUGAUGGCUCAUAUGAACGCAGUGACAUCCUGGAUCUGGUGGUGACCGGAGUUCACCCCAACAGCAUCACUUUGUCAGCCAUUCCCAGCCCAGUGGUAACUUCAGGAGGGAAGGUGACCCUUCAGUGUGCAUCACAAAAUCCAUAUAACAAGUUCAUUCUAAUGAAGGAUGAUGAGAAGUUCUCCAGACCAGCUUCCUCACAGAAAAUAUCCCAGGGCCUAUUUGGAGCCCGGUUCACAGUGGGUCCUGUGAUCAGCAACCAGAGGUGGAGGUUCACAUGCUAUGGCUACUAUAGUAGCACCCCCCAGCUGUGGUCGGUAUCCAGUAACCACCUGGAACUCCUGGUCUCAGGGACCCUUCAGAAACCCAGUAUCUGGGCUGAGCCAGGCUUGGUGAUCCUCUCAGGGAGUCCUGUUACCAUCUGGUGUGAGGCGACCCUGGAAACACAAAUAUAUGUAAUACAUAAAGAGGGAAGCCAAGAACUCUGGGAGCAACAGGCCCCAAAAGCUCUAAACAAGGCAAAAUUCAUCAUUCCGUCUGUGACCCAGCUGCACGCAGGGAUGUACCACUGUUACUCUCUCACCUCUGCUGGAUGGUCAGCACGCAGUGAUACCCUAGAGCUGGUGGUGGCAGGAGUCUACAACAAACCCACCCUGUCAAUCCCGAAAAGCCCUGUUGUAAACUUAAGAUUGCCUGUGACCCUGUACUGUAGCUCACAUCAAAGUUAUGACUGGUUCAUUUUAACUAAGAAUGGUCAAAAGUUCUCCAUUUCUCAGAAGUCAGAAAAUAAACACACUGGGGUUUUCCAGGCCAUGUUCCAAGUGGGUCCAGUGAUCUCCAGCCAAAGGUGGAUUUUCAGAUGCUAUGGCUCUUACAAAAGGAAUCAUCAGGUGUGGUCAGCAGGCAGUGACCCUCUGGAGCUGGUCAUCUCAGGGACAUUGAAAAAACCCACCUUGUGGGCCAAGCCAGGUUCUGUGAUUGCCUCAGGGAAUGAUGUGACCAUCUUGUGUGAGGGGACUAAGGAAACCCAGAAAUAUUUCCUCUACAAAGAAGGAAGCCCAGGACCCUUGGAUAGUCAAACUCCAAAAGAUCCUGGUAAUAAGGCCAUGUUCUCCAUAGCAUCCAUGGGAAGGCAUCAUGCAGGGAAAUACUGGUGCUACUCUUAUGGAUCUGCAGGGUGGUCAGAGCGCAGUGACCCUCUAGAACUGGUGGUGACAGGAGCUCCCGAGACCACCAGCCAAUCACAAAACAUGUCAGAAGCUAUGGCAGAUUCACAGCCCCAGGAACACACAGUGGAGAACCUCAUCCGAAUGGGCAUGUCUGGCCUGAUCCUCACAGCUCUUGGGAUUUUGCUCUUUUAUGCUUGCCGCACCAGAGAAGGACUUUGAACGCAUCAUGUAAGUGCAGAAGAGAGACAGCCUAGUGGCCAAGCCAUGGAAAUACUUUUUGAGUAUAUUUUACGGGAAAAUUCAAAGUUUAAUAUCGGGGAUCACUUGGGAGGAAAGAUCCAGCAAGUUAAUUUGAUUUGGGUACAGAAAAAAAAAAAAUCCUAAAUGCUUGGGUGGCAAUCUCUUCCACCUUUACUUUAAUGCUCUUACCCUCUAUCUUGCUGUGGACUUGAAGAUUUGUCCUUUCUCUCCUUUCAAUCCAUAUCGUGGGGGAAUGUGUUAUCAUACCAGUGAGGUUUGGGUCUCUAUCUUCUGCUUAUCCUCAGUUUCCUGUAAUAGUUCCCCCUUUUAAAACCACUAUAUUCUCCACUGUGAAUCGUGAGUCACAGUUUUUUCUUCCUUCCUUGCUUGCUUGCUUGCUUUCUU
Molecule: messenger RNA, 2299 nt
Organism: Phodopus roborovskii (desert hamster)
Lineage: Eukaryota; Metazoa; Chordata; Mammalia; Rodentia; Cricetidae
Product: leukocyte immunoglobulin-like receptor subfamily A member 5
Exons: 9
Coding region: 179-1873 (564 amino acids)
Biological process (GO): cytokine-mediated signaling pathway
Molecular function (GO): inhibitory MHC class I receptor activity
Source: RefSeq, a predicted model, not a curated record